Scatophagus argus is the source of this 7476-nucleotide messenger RNA. It is a transcript of the gene myo1d, whose product is annotated as myosin 1D. The coding region runs from base 419 to 3433 and encodes 1004 amino acids. Gene Ontology annotation, biological process: actin filament organization; vesicle transport along actin filament. NCBI's taxonomy places the organism in Eukaryota, Metazoa, Chordata, Actinopteri, Scatophagidae. Gene Ontology annotation, cellular component: vesicle; microvillus; plasma membrane. The record is from RefSeq and is a predicted model, not a curated record. The transcript is spliced from 22 exons. Gene Ontology annotation, molecular function: microfilament motor activity; ATP binding; actin filament binding.
UUGGCGGAUGGUCGGUGUGGACGACAGGAGAGAAACUCCAGGAAAACGGACGGAGCUGACGGUGUAACGGGACGAGGGGGACUUUUUGGCGUGAAGAGGAAACUUUGUGGACAUGAGGAUAUUUUGGGUUCAUUUUCCAUUCCUAACAGAGAAGACGGACUUAUAAGGCAAACAAAACACGUAGUUGUACCUGCGGGACAUUACUGAACAGUUUUCGACCUUAUUUCAACAUGAGUGAAGUUGCAGCUUGACGAGCGGCAGCGCGCACCGACCGCACGGCUGCCCACUGAGGAGAGCAGCCCGGAGACGCCCGCCAAUGUCCGCCCUCUGUGGCCACUUCAAAGCCAGUUGUUAAAAUAUUUUAUUUUGAUUUUUUUUCCCCCACGAGCUCUGAGGAAGAGGAAGAAAGGGUCGCAUCAUGGCAGAGCACGAGAGCCUGGAGUUUGGAAAAGCAGAUUUUGUGCUUUUGGACAACGUGUCUAUGGAAGAAUUCAUGGCUAACCUUAAGCUCAGGUUUGAGAAGGGGAGGAUCUACAGCUACAUCGGCGAGGUGGUGGUGUCAGUCAAUCCUUACCGUGCCAUGAACGUCUACGGCCGCGACACCAUAGAACAGUACAAGGGCCGUGAGCUGUACGAGAGGCCGCCCCACCUCUUUGCCAUCGCCGACGCUGCUUACAAAGCCAUGAAGAGGAGGAACAAAGACACUUGUAUUGUCAUCUCAGGGGAAAGUGGGGCCGGAAAGACGGAAGCCAGCAAGUAUAUAAUGCAAUACAUUGCUGCUAUCACCAAUCCCAAUCAGAGGGCUGAGGUUGAAAGGGUGAAAAACAUGCUGCUUAAAUCCAACUGUGUCUUGGAGGCCUUUGGGAACGCCAAGACCAACCGCAACGACAACUCCAGCCGCUUUGGCAAGUACAUGGACAUCAAUUUUGACUUCAAGGGAGAUCCCAUCGGAGGCCACAUCAACAACUACCUGCUGGAAAAGUCCAGGGUGAUUUUCCAGCAGCCAGGAGAGAGGAGCUUUCACUCAUUCUACCAGCUGCUCAGAGGAGCUCCAGACUCCCUUUUGCGCUCUCUUCACAUCCAGAAGGACCCGACAGCCUACAACUACAUCAAAGUUGGAGGCCAGAUUAAGUCUUGCAUCAAUGAUGGGGCUGAUUUCAAAGCUGUAGCCGAUGCCAUGAAAGUGAUCGGCUUCACUGGGGAUGAGAUUCAGACCGUUUACAAGAUCGUGGCCACCAUCCUCCAUCUGGGUAACCUGACUUUCGGCGUGGACGGCGACGUGACCUUGAUAGAGAACACAAAGCUGGUGUCUGUGAUCAGGGAGCUGCUGUCCACCAAAGAAGAAAACGUGGAGAAAGCCCUGCUCUACCGCACGGUGGCCACGGGCCGAGACGUCAUCGAGAAGCAGCACACGGCACAAGAGGCCAGCUACGGACGGGACGCUCUAGCCAAGGCCAUGUAUGAGCGUCUGUUCUGCUGGAUUGUGGGACGGAUCAAUGACAUCAUUGAGGUGAAGAACUACGAUGCCAGAAUCCACGGGAAGAACACGGUCAUCGGAGUGCUGGACAUCUAUGGCUUUGAGAUUUUCCAGAACAACAGCUUUGAGCAGUUCUGCAUCAACUACUGCAAUGAAAAGCUGCAGCAGCUUUUCAUCCAGCUGGUGCUGAAGCAGGAACAGGAAGAGUAUCAGCGCGAAGGCAUCCCGUGGAAACAUAUCGAUUACUUCAAUAACCAGAUCAUCGUGGAUCUGGUGGAGCAGCAGCAUAAGGGCAUCUUCUCCGUGCUGGACGAGGCCUGCAUGAAUGUCGGCAAAGUCACCGAUGAGGUUUUCCUGCAAGGGCUGAAUGUCAAGCUGGCCAAACACGCCCACUACACCAGCCGCAAGCUCUCGCCGACUGACAAGAGCUUGGAGUUUGACAGAGACUUUCGCAUCAGGCACUACGCAGGAGACGUGGUGUACUCAGUGGUGGGGUUCAUAGAUAAGAACAAAGACACUCUGUUCCAGGACUUCAAGAGACUGCUGUACAACAGUUCUAACCCGGUACUGAAGGGGAUGUGGCCUGAGGGCAAACUGAGCAUCACUGAGGUCACCAAACGGCCGCUGACGGCUGCAACGCUCUUCAAAAACUCCAUGAUCUCAUUGGUGGAGAACCUGGCCUCCAAGGAGCCCUACUAUGUUCGCUGCAUCAAGCCCAACGAUGUCAAGUCCCCCCUGCUGUUCGAGCACGAGCGCUGCCGCCACCAGGUGGAGUACCUCGGGCUGCUGGAGAACGUCAGGGUGCGGCGUGCCGGCUUCGCCUACAGACAGACGUACCCUCGCUUCCUCCAGAGGUACAAGAUGAUCUCAGAGUUUACGUGGCCAAACCAUGACUUGCCAUCAGACAAAGAUGCCGUGAAGAGGCUCCUGCAGGGGUGCGGAUUCGACCACGACGUGGCCUACGGCAAAACCAAGGUCUUCAUCCGAACGCCGCGUACCCUCUUCAGCCUGGAGGAGCAGCGGGCCGAAAUGGUCCAAAGAAUCGUCCUCUUCCUGCAGAAGGUGUGGCGGGGCACCAAAGCCAGAAUGCGAUACCGACGGAUGAGGGCGGCGCUCGUCAUCCUGCAGGCCUACCGACGCUACAAGGUCAAGUCCUACAUCCGCGAGGUCAACAGGCGCUUCAAAAACGUCCGCUCCAUGAAGGAUUACGGCAGGCAUGUGAAGUGGCCCACGCCCCCCAAAGUCCUGCGCAAGUUUGAAGAGGCACUCAGAAGCAUCUAUAGCAGGUGGUGGGCUUGGACACUGAUCAAAGGCCUCUCACCAGAAGAGGCCCUGCAGGUGAGGGCCAAGGUAGCCAGCCUGGAGGCCCUGAAGGGCCAGAGGGCUGACUUGGGUCUGCAGAGGGCCUGGGAAGGAAACUACCUGAAGCGGGACAGCCCUGAUUCAGCCUCAUCGUUCACACUGGUCUCCAGCGAGCUUCAGCGGAAAGACAAGUUCAUGCGAGUUCUGUUCUCCUGCAAUGUGCGCAAGAUCAACCGUUUCCACAAGGCGGAGGACCGGGCGGUGCUCAUCACCGACCGCCACCUGUACAAGAUGGACCCCCUGAAGCAGUACAAGCCCAUGAAGAGCAUCCCCCUGUACAACGUUACAGGAGUAAGCGUGUCCCCCGGGAAGGACCAGCUGGUUGUGUUCCACACCAAGGACAGCAGGGAUCUCGUGGUGUGCCUGCAGGGCAUGGUGCCUGCCACAGAGAGCCGCAUCGGGGAACUGGUCGGCACCUUACUCAGCCACUUCAAGAGUGAGAAGAGGAAGCUGCAGGUCAACAUCGCGAGUCCCAUCCAGUGCAGCAUGAACGGGAGGAAGUGCACAGUCAUCGUGGAGCCCAAGAUCAACCAACCACAGCCAGACUUCACCAAGAGUCGAUCCGGUUACAUCCUGGCUGUUCCUGGGAACUAAACCAGGCCAAACGAAAACCAGAAAAACAGUGACAGCUGAUAUAAAACCAGGCCGAGAUGAUGAUGAUGAUAAUGAUGAUGAUGAUAAUGAUUCAGUUAUUGUGUUUUUCUGCAGAGCUGCUCAUCAUGUGACAGUAGCAGCUCUGAAGGAGGAUUGGGUUAAUUGAAUCCUCACAAUGCAAAGCCAUGCCAAAUUUGACCCGUUUGGUAGAUUUCUGUGCAGUGUCACUGCAAACAGGAAGUGUAUGAUGCGCCUACAUGCAAAACGUUAUUAGCUAAACAGUUUGUUUUUUAAAAAAUGCACUACAGGAUAAUCCACCAGAGUGGUGUGGUGUUCUUUCCUUUGUUAAAUCCAAAUUUCUAAUGAUUUGUUUUGUGCAAUAUUUACUUUACUGUCGAUGAAAAAUUGUGGUAGUCAAGGUGAGAGGAGAUUAUGUGGCAACUGUUCUCUGAACCACUGAUGUUGCAUAAUUUGGAAAAAAAAAAAGUUCAAUGGCUUUGCAGGAUUUUAUAAUCCCUGCAACUUCCUGUGCAGGAGCCACAUCAAAGGCGAAACCCCCAAAAAUGAAGUAAGAUGAUAUUUAUGUAUGGCUUUUUUUCUUACACUCAGCUUUGAUUAUCUGCUCUGGAAGAGAAGAAAACACUUUUUUUUGAUUUAUAUUCUAAGGAAUAAAAAUGUUAACGACUUUAAUUGAAAACUAGCCGACCGACGUGGUAAACGAAAGGAAAUGCAGCGUCCACUUACUGAUGAAGUCCACUUUUACUUCGUCAAAUGUUUACAAUCACAAAUGGGAACAAAGCGUGAAAAUGUGAUGCGGUGGUUCAGUCAGUGUCUGAGGCACGAGUUCCCAGUUGGAUUCGUGGUUAGUUUGUUCGUCACAGGAUGUGCUGAGCAUAUCCUGAACAUCGCGGCCUGCUCCAUACAAAGCGUUAAAAUCUACUAAUUUAAAUCUUGCUUCUUAUAUUCUCUGCUGCAAUGUUUGUACUUUUAUAAUACUCGGAUACAGCUUACAUAUCAAAGGUUAGAAUAUACUUUAAUUACGAACGUCUAUACUAUACUGCAUUUAAGUAUAAAAGGGAUACUGUAAUGAAAACUGAAUAACAGAUGACAAAUAUGAAGAUAUGCUUUUUUUUUUCCCGAGAGGUAAUUUGAGUUCAUCUGCUCUUGAACUGUAAGACUUAAUGCUCUAGCUUAGCAGCAGAGGCCAGUAAUGUACGAUCCCGUGUGAACUGCAGCUCCUGAACGUAGUCUCAUUUGCUGUCUUUGUGCUGAGUGAAAGGCCCGAUGACAUACAUCCUCUUCAUCAGAGAGUGUGUGUUCUGGUUGUGUGUUGGUUCGCUCUUUCAGCUCUCCUCUUCUUGGCUCUGGCACUGAGAGUCUGGCUGGUGUCCACAGUGACAGAGUGAAGACAGAGGGGCUAUGAAGUCUGCUGGCCCGGUUCACCUCCCUGUCCGAUGAUGGCACUGACUUUCGGACUGUUUAGAGACUUGGUUUUCAUCCGACGCUGCUGCUGAACUCCCCUCGCUGUCCUCAAAGCCAAAUCACUCAAAUUAAUUCAUCGGCACUUGAACACUUUUGUUUGUACUGUUCUCGCAAACUGUCGAAUGUGUUGAAACCGAUCACUCUAAUUAUUCUUUUGUAAGUGUUAGCACAUCACAAUAUGUUCUUAUUCCACCUGCUUUAUAAAUUAAUGGCAGCACAGAUUAGCAAAGCGAGCUUAAGGCUCAUAUCUGAACACUGAAGUGUGUCUCAUGAGUGUCUGGAUGUAAAAUAAAAGAGGAUGCAACACUUUCAAGAUGGUUUGCUGCUAGUAAAGUUGAGCAAAGCUUGUGAAGGUUUACUUCACCCUACAAACAAGCACACUGAGUGCAGCGAUGCUGAUCUUCUCAUUCGUCCCAGCUUUGAGUCUUCAUGUGCUCAGACAUCCACAUGACAGAUAGAUCAGAGACGCACUUUACUCCACUGUGGCGAGCCAGGCGGCCGGUGGCACACUUAGUGAUUCCCUGGUUGUUAUCAUUGAGAAUUUUAUGGUGACGGUUAGUUCCUCCUUUACCGAACCCUCCCCUGCCUCUUCCGCUCUCUGGUGGUUAAUUGCUCUCUGCUCUGCCAAAUAAUAAAAAGUCCAUCUCCGGACAAAGAGCACGUGAUGGCACCAGAGCAGCUUCUUAAUGGACCUUGUGGUGAGGCUGUUUUCUCAGCUGGAUGAGAAUUCACUCUGAAGCUCUGCUUCAAAGCAGACAUGGACAAAGAAGUCCUUAGUAAGCAGGGGGAAAAAAUGACCCUCAUAACUCCAUGACAGCUGAGCAAACUCUACUCAUGAAGCUCAUGUGAGGGUCAAAAGCUCUAGAAGUCUCAGUGUUGCUGAAUGUGACUAAUUCAUUCAGGGCAUAUCGAUAUGAAGGUCAUCAUAUGAUGCAGAAAUGUUAUCGUCUCUCCUCCGGCAGAGAUUUGACCAAGUAAAGAGCACUGACUGUCGUAAGUAAGGAUGGACAGCCCAAGGUGAUGAAUCGGAGCUCCCUCCCUCGACGUCUGGCCUAGUUGAGGAGGCAGACGCACUCUUCUGCACUUCAUUUCAGCGAUAAGGAAAACUGGCUAGCAGUCAUUUUAGCCACAGCGGCACAGUCCUCUAAUUGUGCCCGAGUGUUGUCUGAACACAAGUCGUUUAUCUUAAUUAGUUUGUCCGUGCCCCCUGUCUUUGGAAGGAGCAAAUCUCCAUUGUACCUCGCAGCUUUGUGGUGGCUGUCCUUGUCCUGUUGCUUGAUAAGGCGCUUUGAUGCAGAAACGAGUUGUUUGGGGAAACUGGUGCAUUCGCAGCAUGGAUUAAGGAAGUGACAUGGGUAGCUUUAAUAGACGGUUUUCAAAGGAGCUCAGGCACAGGAGCUGCCUGAUGAGAGAGUGUGUGUGUGUGUGGACUGUAACACUGCAGCUCUCCUUAUCCUUCAGCAUGGUAAUCUCCCACAGGGCCUCUCCUCUCCUCUCUGCUCUGCUAUUCACCGCUCAUCAUUAGGAUGGACUCCAUGUCACUUCUCACUUCAGCGCUUCUCUCUCUGCUUUCUCGAGGCAAAAGGGGGCUGGAGAACAAAGCCUCGCUCGGCCUCCUCUCCUUCUCUACUCCCUCGGCUUUCUUCUCGUCUCUCCAGCCCUCGCUUCAUCCCUCCCUCCUUCUCCACUUUCCUCCCUCAGUCAAAUCACUUUGCUUCUCGCCCGGUUGGGCUGACUGUACCGUCCUGCAGGGCAGCGAAGGUUUUCCCGUUAUUCUGUUUUUUUGUUUUGAUUUGUUUUGGGUUUUUCCUUCGGCCGUCCUGUGCCCGGGAGGUGUGGAAACAAACCGAGAAACUAUGCCAGCAACAAGAACAUAGCAUCAGACAAUAGGAGCUAGUAGUUCAGCAACUAAAAGUGACCUGAAAUGUAAAUACUGUGGAACCAAAACUUACUAAAGGUUAUUGUCGUUCUGUAUCUUUUAUUACUGAUAACAAAUUCAACAAAAUUGAUGUUUGUGCGUGUGCAGACCAAAUCAGCAAAGAUUACUUUUCCAUUACAUGCACUUCAUGACAAGUUUAAAAAUCACUGGCUUUUGUAAUUACCCCUUUAAAAUGGGCGAUGAAGAAUGUCAGACAUGAAUGUUAACACUUGGAGACUCGUGCCAUCGUGUUCCUCCCUGUAACUGCUCCUCAUCGUGGGAUGUUUGUGUUUUUGUUCCAGAAGCAUCUGACUCUCUUAUCAAUCCUGUCCAGCCAAAGGGGAACAAAUUCCACUUUUCUUUUUGAUUAUUUAUUCCAUAUUUCUUUGGCUUUAAACAAACUCUGUAUGUAUACACCAGUCAUCCAGUAUGUGCCUAAUUUUAUAUUAAGUUUAUAUUCUAAAUAUUUGUGAUUACCAACCUGUAACUUCCAGAUCGAGUCUGAAGGGAACUUCACCGUUGUAAUACUAUUUUUUUGAGCAAAUGUAUUCUGUGUAAAUGCAGAUUAUGCAUUUCAUGAUGUCCUGUAAUGAAAAAAUAUAUUUCACUAAUCAUUUUAUUAAUAAAUUUAUUUGCUUCAGUA